AUGAAUUUUGAGUUAAAUCGCUUGAAUACAUUUAACGAGUGGCCAGAAAACGCAGCUGUCAAUCCGUCAAGAAUAGCAAAAGGCGGAUUUUAUUACACUGGUCAGGGUACUAAUGUUCAGUGCUUCUUUUGCGGAGUUACCAUAUCUGAAUGGAAUUACGGGGAUCAAGUGAUGGCACGUCACCGCGAAGCUAGACCAGAAUGUCCUUUUGUUUUAAAUCCAACUAACACCUGCAACGUUCCUCUGCUGGACUCAAAUAAUUCGACUCCUAGUCUCUUUAGUUUGCCUCCGCCACCAGAAGAACCUAGGAUAGAACCAUCUGAUAGGCAGCAGCCGACGACUUCAUCUCCAGUGCAAAGUCAGAACCCUAGAAUUGAAUAUGGAACUUAUGAGCAGAGACUCAGGUCUUUUGGGAAUUGGCCAGCUACUAAUAAUGUUACGCCUGAAAGUCUUGCGAGAGCUGGUUUUUAUUAUCUCCAACAAGAAGAUAUGGUUGAAUGUGUUUAUUGUCGAGGCAUAAUGAGCAAGUGGGAACCAGGUGAUGAUCCAUAUAAUGAACAUAGAAACGGUUUUCCACAUUGUGAUUUCUUCAAUCACCGAGAAUCUAAUUCAGCUUUAACGACAGAAGAGAAAGAAGAAUUGGCAAACGUCAAAUUAUUGUCGGGAACGACGGCGGAUUUGCAUAAAUUAGGAAUACAAAAACAUACCGGACCGAAGCAGCUUAAGUAUGCUACGUACGAGGGCAGACUCAGAACAUUCCAAGGGUGGCCUGAUAACCUUCAGCAGACACCAGAUAUGUUAUCAACCGCUGGAUUUUAUUAUGUUGGUUCGGGUGAUCAAGUAAGAUGUUUUCACUGUGAUGGCGGCUUACAUAACUGGGAAGCCGAUGAUGAUCCUUGGACUGAGCAUGCCAGAUGGUUUCCGAAGUGCGGUUUUGUGUCUAUUGUCCGUGGGCAAGAUUUUAUCCAGCAUUGUAUCGACAACAGACCACCUUUAGAUCCUUUAAUAUUUCUUGGAGUACCUGAAAAUGGAGAAGAUGUCGGAGAAUCAUCUACAUCACAACCUGCCAGUUCUAGUUCUAGUUCUAAUUCUAAUUCUAAUUCUAAUUCUAAUUCAGUUAGAAUUAGACAUGAGGUUACUGAUACUGAAGUUGAAGAACUUUUGCAUUCAGCACCAGCUAUUACCGCUCUACAAUUGGGUUUAAAUCUUGGGAGAGUAAAAACGGCAUUAAGACAACGUUUGGAAAGGUUUGGAGUACCUUACACAAAUUCUGAUCAGCUUAUUGAGCACGUUCGUCGUAUUCAUUUGACUGAAGAAAAUAACGGACUGGAAAAUAAUACAGAAACAUCAUCGUCCGAGCUAGCAGCUUUGUUGAGUAAAGUGAUAACAGUUCAAUCAUCAAGUAAAUCCAGAUCACAAGGGCAAAAUAGAUCGGAUAUUGUAAAACAGCUAGUACCAAUGAGUUGCAAUGGCGAGAGUCAAGAAGCAACAGUUAUGAGUUUAAAAAAAGAUAAAAGAGCUGACGCCCAGACAGAUAAUGGACCACUAUCACUUGAAGAGGAAAAUCGCCGUCUAAGAGAAGCGCGAUUAUGUAAAAUAUGUAUGGAUAGAGAAGUUUCAGUAGUAUUUCUGCCGUGUGGACAUCUUGCCACUUGUGUGCAAUGUGCACCGUCAUUAACAGACUGUCCAAUGUGCCGCCAAGAAAUUCGUGCCACCGUGCGAACGUUUUUAGCCUAA
Molecule: messenger RNA, 1737 nt
Organism: Cotesia congregata
Lineage: Eukaryota; Metazoa; Arthropoda; Insecta; Hymenoptera; Braconidae
Source: the annotation of a GenBank genome assembly